Telopea speciosissima is the source of this 606-nucleotide messenger RNA. RefSeq lists its product as uncharacterized. The transcript has a single exon. The record is from RefSeq and is a predicted model, not a curated record. The coding region runs from base 1 to 606 and encodes 201 amino acids. Lineage: Eukaryota; Viridiplantae; Streptophyta; Magnoliopsida; Proteales; Proteaceae.
AUGGAAAGGGUCAAUUUAUGUUCCGUACCAGUUUGGGUUUCUUUGCCCAAUCUUCCUUUUCACUUUUGGUCGGUUGAAGCUCUUAGUUCGAUCGGGAGUGUGAUUGGAAAGCCGAUUGUCACUGAUAAGAUGACAAGGUCUAUGGAGCGAUUGUCCUAUGCUCGGAUGUGUGUGGAGGUGUCUGCAUUUUCUGACCUACCAUCCUCUAUUCCUGUCUAUGGAGAUGAUGGUCUUUCUUUUCACCAAAGGGUGGUCUAUGAUUGGAAACUAUCAUCUUGUAAACACUGUAGGAUAUUCGGGCAUUCAAAUGCGACUUGCAAUUUUGGUAUUCGUAGUUCCAACAAAAAUCUAGGUCCGAAAAAAGAAUGGAGAGUGAAGGAUCCGGCUGCAGGUGUAACUCGACAGGGUUCGACCGGGAAUGGUGGUGAAGAUUUGGCCGGAGAUGAAGGUGGUGCUUCGGCCGUAGCUGGAGGACGAGAGCUGGUGAUUUCAAAUUCAAAUUCAAAUUCUAUUUCCUUUAAUUCUCGCAUGAAUAAAGGGAAAGAAGUUAGUCGGCCCUUGAGGCAAGGCGCCAGGUUGGGUAAGAAGAUAUUGAGUAUGGGAUGA